AUGCGCCUAGCCCUCAAAACUGUCAUCUCCUCCUUUGAACAGAACCCCUCUCGUCUUCCCUCCAAUGUCACCACCACCACCAUAGGCUCCCUUAUCAACUUUUGCCUUGACAACUCAUACCUUGAAUUCAACGGCUCCUUCUACUCCCAAGACGAAGGUGGUACAAUGGGAUCCCCCCUCAUUGUUGAACUAGCUGAAAUCCGCCUUGCUGAAAUCGAGACCUUAGCUUUAUCCUCAUGUCCUGACCCUCCUAACACUUACUCCCAUUUCGUUGACGACGGCCUUGGAUCUUUCAGAGACAGAAACCACGCAGAAUCCUUCCUUACAUUCCUUAACUCCCUUACUGAAGACCUCAACUUUACCCAAGAACAUCCCUCUACAGACGGAACUAUACCCUUCCUUGACGUUCUCAUCCACCCUGACAAAUCCACAUCAGUCUACAGAAAACCCACCCACACCAACCUCUACACCAAGUACUCCUCCUGCACCACCAACUCAUCUAAGAACGCAGUCAUCCGAUCACUGACCAGAAGAGCCCACAACAUCUGCUCACCCCAACACCUUGACGACGAACUCCAAACAGUACGACACGUUUGCCUCCAGAACGGCUUCCCUCCUCACCGCAUCACCACCAUCAUGGACGAAGUACAACGGAAAUUCACCAACCCCUCUCGCCACCAAUCCCUAGCCUCAUUCAACCGACAGACCCGUGAACAUGCCCUUAGUGUUUCUCUUCCUUUCCAUCCCUCCCUAUCCAAACCCAUCUCCAAGAUACUCGGACAACACGACAUCAAAGUCACCCACUCCUCUGCUACCUCCCUCCGCAACCUCCUCACCAAAACGAAGACCACACCCCCUACUCACCUCACCCCCAACACCAUCUACGAAAUUUCCUGCUCACAGUGCCCCUCCAAAUACGCCGGACAGACCUACAGACCCUUGGUCCACCGCAUGAAAGAACACGAACGAUGUUACAGACUCAACAACGCCAUCGACGAAUCCACAGACAGAAUCAAAUCAGCCCCUGCACAUCAUGCCCUGACCACCGGCCACACCAUCUCCUGGAACAACAUCGAAGUCCUCAAAUCCCUCACCUCACGCACCCAACUAGACCUCACAGAACACGCAGCUAUACAAAUACGACAACCAGCUAUGAACAGAACAGACCGCGCACCCAAAUCUAAAGAACCAGAACCAGAACCAGAACCGAACCAGAACACAGAACAGAAACCAGAUCAGAACAGAAACCAGAACCAGAACCAGAAGCCAUGGUCAAAUCAACUCACUAAAAACAAUCAUCUUAGUUUAUGA
Molecule: messenger RNA, 1311 nt
Organism: Bolinopsis microptera
Lineage: Eukaryota; Metazoa; Ctenophora; Tentaculata; Lobata; Bolinopsidae
Exons: 2
Coding region: 1-1311 (436 amino acids)
Source: RefSeq, a predicted model, not a curated record